ACAGAGAGCACACAGAGCUUCCUACAGCUCCUCUCUCUCUCUCUCUCUCUAUCUUUCCUCUCCUCUCCUCUCCUCCUCUCUCCUCCUCUCGCACUCGCAUCUACAACGACCGGGGCUCUGUCUCCAGGCGCAGGCAGUUCCCACGCAAAUGAGGGACUGUCUCUGAAAGAUGGCAAACGGGUUCACUGAGUCUUCAGCUACAUUGCACAGAGGAAGACAACUUGCAUCUCUACACUCCGGAGCGUUUUAUUGGCAAGCCUUGUUUUGGAUUAUUUGUUCUGUAUGUGGAGAGGAACAUCCCUUCAAUGUGGAGAUAUGGUUACAGAAGUACGGCUAUCUACAAGCUAGUGAACCCAGAAUGUCAGUAUUGCGCUCCUCACAGUCCUUGCACUCAGCUGUAGCUGCCAUGCAGCAAUUCUAUGGGAUUAAAGUUACAGGAACUUUGGACGAAAACACGAUAGAUUGGAUGAAAAGGCCUCGUUGCGGUGUGCCUGACCAGUUCGGAAGCAACUCACGGUUUAAUAUCCGAAGAAAGCGGUAUGCAUUAACUGGGCAGAAGUGGCAUCACAAACAUAUCACCUACAGCAUUAAGAACUUCACUCCUAAAGUAGGAAAACUUGAAACACACAGAGCUAUACGCCGUGCCUUUGAUGUGUGGCAGAAUGUAACUCCGCUGACGUUCGAAGAGGUGCCCUUUGACGAAUUAGAAAACAAGAAAAGGGAUGUGGACAUCACAAUUAUGUUUGCUUCUGGGUUCCACGGUGACAGCUCGCCUUUUGAUGGGGAAGGGGGUUUCCUUGCACAUGCUUAUUUCCCAGGACCUGGUAUUGGAGGUGACACUCACUUUGAUUCUGACGAGCCGUGGACGCUGGGAAACCCGAAUCACGAUGGAAAUGAUUUAUUUCUGGUCGCAGUUCAUGAAUUGGGCCAUGCACUGGGCCUCGAACAUUCCAAUGAUCCAAGUGCAAUCAUGGCCCCGUUUUACCAGUACAUGGAUACAGAAAACUUCCGCCUUCCCCAUGACGAUCUACAGGGAAUCCAGAAGAUAUACGGUCCACCUGAUAAGGUGGUACAUCCCACAAAACCUUUGCCUACAGUUCCUCCACAUCGCUCUAAUCCACCUUCAGAUCCAAGGAAGCCUAACAGACAGCCAAGACCUCCACGGCCACCCACUGGAGAUAAGCCUUCCCAGCCUGGUGCCAAACCUAAUAUCUGUGAUGGGAACUUCAACACCCUAGCUAUUCUAAGGGGAGAAAUGUUUGUUUUUAAGGACCAAUGGUUCUGGAGAGUUCGGAACAACAGGGUGUUGGAUAGUUACCCCAUGCAGAUCGCCUACUUCUGGAGGGGUUUGCCUUCAAACAUUGACGCGGUUUAUGAACGGCCUGAUGGGAAAUUUGUGUUCUUUAAAGGUAGUAAGUACUGGGUAUUUAAAGAAGCUACCCUAGAACUUGGCUACCCUCAAAACGUGGUUGAACUGGGAAGUGGAGUACCUUCACAAGGUAUUGAUACAGCCGUGUGGUGGGAACAUGUUGGUAAAACCUACUUCUUCAAAGGAGACAGGUACUGGAGGUAUAAUGAAGAAAUGCACGACGUGGACAGUGGUUAUCCCAAGUCCAUUGCAAUAUGGAAAGGGAUCCCCGAGUCUCCACAGGGGGCCUUUGUCAGCAAGGAAAGUGGGUAUACAUUCUUUUACAAAGACAAGCAUUAUUGGAAAUUCAACAACCAUAAGCUCAGAGUGGAACCUGGCUACCCCAGAUCAAUCCUUAAAGAAUGGAUGGGAUGUGACCGAACUAAGAAUGGAGGCAGCGACAGGCAUGGCACUCAGGACGAUGUCGACAUUGUGAUUAAAAUUGAUAACACGUCCAGCACUGUGGAUGCCAUCGCCAUCGUGAUCCCAUGUACUUUGGCCUUGUGCUUUCUGGUGUUGGUUUACACAGUGGUUCAGUUCAAGAGGAAAGGAGCGCCACGGCACAUACUGUACUGUAAGCGUUCCAUGCAAGAGUGGGUGUGAUUGAAGCUGGACACUGUGAGAUUUUAAUAACAGGGAUGUAAACCCUGCAACCCAGCAAUGAGCCACGCAUCUGUCUGCCUGAGACACGUGAAUUAUGGUUGAGUUUCUUGGAGCUGUCUGUUCCGAGCAUGAAUGGAGAUUCUAUAAAGAGAAGGGGGAAGCUUCCAUGAUACACGGUAUCAUCUGUAUUUCGGUCCUUUGUCGUUCUUUGAUGCGCCAUUCCGUAUAGGCCUUUUAUCUGCACGCUUGAUGCCCUAGUGGACUUUGCCCCCGGAAUUAAGAAAAAAAGGAAAAAAAAUGCAAACAGAACACUGGUACUAUACUUCAUUGCUGAAUCAGAUCUCUUUCCUACUCGGAGAGUGUGGUUAAGAAUCCUUAUGCUGACUUUAUCUUUUUUUCUGAAGCAGAAAGACUCUUCAGCUUUUGCAUUCAUUUUCCAAAGAGGAUCACAAUCUGUCUAAUAAGGAAAUAUUGCUGCACUUGAUCCUUUCAAGUACAAGGCCAGGAUCACAAAGCAUAGAAAAUUAGACUGUUCUGAAAGUCUGUCUCCAAGUAACAGGGGCCAAAUAUCUGCAAUAUUGUAACAGCCUUAAAUAUAUAUUUUUUCUUUUUGUUUUGUAAAGCAGUUCAGAACAAAGGUGAUACUUGGGAUUUUCAAUAGCUGUGGUUGAUGUACAUUUAAAUUUUAUGUAAUGGAAUUGUAAAAUUACACUUAAGGAGUUCCUAUACAUUGAUUUUCCUGCUGUCACUCACCGACUUCCCACCUUCUAUCAAACCAUCAUAGAGGAUUUGUUUAACAAAGAAGACUAGAAGUAGCAGUAGAGUGCUAUAAAUGGAACCAUCAAGCAAAAAUAAGCCAUUGAUGCUUUUCCACCCACAACAGCAGCUGAGACCACACGUAGUUUCCGCCAGAGAGACUCGAUGGGGUGACAAUGCCAUGAAUAUACUUAUUGUAUAAUGACAUGGAUACCAUUUGUGAGCAGCUAAAGAAGUGUGCAUUAUUGAACUACAUAUAACUUCUCAGAAAGUAUAGCUAAUUUCUCAGUGAAUUGAAAUUCAUUGUUCUUAAAACA
This is a messenger RNA of Callorhinchus milii (elephant shark), 3084 nucleotides long. Its product is annotated as matrix metalloproteinase-16. The transcript is spliced from 10 exons. Gene Ontology annotation, cellular component: extracellular matrix. Bases 170 to 2011 code for a protein of 613 amino acids. Gene Ontology annotation, molecular function: zinc ion binding; metalloendopeptidase activity. Gene Ontology annotation, biological process: proteolysis; collagen catabolic process; extracellular matrix organization. Lineage: Eukaryota; Metazoa; Chordata; Chondrichthyes; Chimaeriformes; Callorhinchidae. The record is from RefSeq and is a predicted model, not a curated record.